Messenger RNA from Microplitis mediator, 5549 nucleotides. It is a transcript of the gene Mp, whose product is annotated as collagen alpha-1(XVIII) chain-like. The transcript has 21 exons. NCBI's taxonomy places the organism in Eukaryota, Metazoa, Arthropoda, Insecta, Hymenoptera, Braconidae. The record is from RefSeq and is a predicted model, not a curated record. Bases 937 to 4305 code for a protein of 1122 amino acids.
UUGAAUUUAUGUCCGAGUGAACUACACGCGUUAUAGUUAUACAUAUAUAUAUAUAUAUAUAUAUAUAUAUAUAUAUUCGUAAAAUUGUUGUCAAAUUAGUUGUUUGUGAUUAAAUAUAUAGUUUUGUCAAUUCUCGGUUCUUACUUUUAUAUAUUCAAAGUGAUUUGUCACGAAUACUGUGAUCAGUAAAAGACUGCAAAAAAAAUAUCCUCUAAUCAAAAAAUAAUUUCGAAUAUAAACUAAUUUAGAAAGAAAAACUCAAGAAUAUCAACUUAUUUGAUAUACAAAUCAAUAUUGAUUAUCUUAUUAAACACAAAAAUAUUUCUAACGAUAUUCCUUUAAUUACUAGAAUAAUCGAUCGACCUUGAGUAGGGAGGACUGACCUUGUCAAUAGGAAGGCGCCACCUUUGGAAUAAGGAAAAAACGAAAACAAUCGGAAAUUACGAUGUUUGUCGCAAUCAGUGUCAAGAAAUGACUUUAUGACUGAUAGUAUAAAAGAUUGAAACAGUGGAGCCCGUUUCAUCAAGACAUUGAGGAAGUAAAAAUUGAACAAGCCAUAACAUAUUUUGAAAAGUCAGACUCUUUUUUAUAGAGCUAAUGCAAUGUUUGUAAUAUUCAAUAAGCAAUCCAAAAAGUAAUGUUUUUUGAUAUUUAUCAAUUUUGUUUUUAUUGAUCAACCAUCAUUUUAAGAUACUAAUAGCACAAUAAGAUUGUGCUAACUUUUCCUCCAUAAACGUAUUUUAUGACUAUGAUUAUUAACUAUAACUAAGACGCUGUGAUCAGUUGGUGAAUAGAAAUUUGGUGAUAAAAUCUACUAUACAUCUAAAAAUAAUGUGAAGCUAGGUGUAUAUUUAAAUAGCGUGUAUAUAUAAAAGGUUAAAGUUGACAGACGAUUCUCUCAAAUCUUAUAUAGAGAUUAGUGCAGCAUUUACUUGAAUGAAACUUCGCUAUUUCCAAGUUAUUCUGUCUGUAAAAUACGACAACAUGUUCUAUAAUUUCAGAAACUUGCUGUUGAUUUCGACGGCGUUGUGUUCCUUGGAUAUUUAUGCAGAUAUACUUAACGAGAAAAAAGAAAUCGUAUAUGAUUUACUACAAGCUGCAAUGGCUACAACUGAUGAUAAAAAUCAAUAUAUUGAUGAUGGAUUGGAUGGAUUCCUCGCAUUCGGAUUUCGUCCAGGUUCGGAAGUAAAACAACCGUAUAGACUUUGUCUUCCAGAAAAGUUACCAGCUGAAUUUACAAUUGUUGCAACGUUUAGACCAAUGUCUUCUCGCACGAGCUAUCUUUUUGCUGUACUUAAUCCGUUCGAUACAAUUGUCCAGUUGGGUCUCCGUAUCUCUGAGGAACGAGAUUCAAGUCAGGAAAUCUCUUUAGUUUAUACGAAUUCAGAUGAAUACUCUCAUUCAGAGGAAAUUGCGAAAUUUCAAGUGCCAAAUUCAACAAACAAGUGGACUAAAAUCGUUAUUCGCAUUUCAACAUCCGAAGUUGCUUUUCAUCUCAAUUGCUAUGAAAUCGCUCGAAAAAAAGUUACUCGGAUCCCACAAGAGCUCGUUUUCGACACCGCUAGUACACUUUAUAUAGCUCAAGCAGGGCCGCAUAUUCAAGAAAAAUAUGAUGGUUUAAUCCAAACAUUGAGACUACAUUCUGGACUGCCACAAGAUCUUAUCAAAUGUACUGAUACAGAGUUAUUUCCAGAAAUUUCGGAAUCAAAAGCGGAUAACCCACUGGAGGGUUCUGGAUUCAUAGACUUCGAUAAGUUGAUUGGUGAAGAUGAUGGUGAAAAAAACGAAAGCAAUCCUCCUCCACUCAUUACUCCUCCACCACCGGAUCCAAAUGCUUCAAAUUUUAAAGGUGCUAAAGGUGACAAAGGUGAUAAAGGUGACAGUUCACGGGGCCCACCAGGUCCUCCUGGGCCACCUGGCAAUAACUACGAUUUUAAUGACGAGGAUUGGCUAAUGAAACAACUUCAAGGGCCGCCAGGUCCAAAAGGUGAACCAGCCGUUUGUAUUUGUAAUGCAACAGAUUUGAAAUCAAGUUUUAUGAUGCCAAAAACAAUUGUGGGCCCAAAAGGUGAGCCCGGAGUUCCUGGGAAAGAAGGAAAACAAGGACAAAUGGGUCUUACAGGCGCUGCAGGACCACCUGGGGAGCGAGGACCAGCGGGACCCAAUGGUUCUAAAGGUGAUAAAGGUGAUCUUGGGAUGACAGGUCUAGAGGGAACACAGGGUCAAAAAGGUGAACCUGGCCGAGAUGGAAACCCAGGUGAAAAAGGAAAUGAAGGAGCACCUGGACCACCUGGAAAACCGGAUGAGUUCUCCCCUCAUGACCCUCUUUGGAUUCCACGAAGCAUUUCUCGAGAUGGAAUUACGAUGAGACCCGGGUUACCAGGUCAAAAAGGUGAUACCGGUGCUCCAGGUACUCCUGGAUUAAAAGGGGAGCCUGGUAUACCUGGUUCUAAAGGUAUUAAAGGUGAAGUCGGCCAAAAAGGAGCAAAAGGAGAACAUGGUAAAGAAGGAGCUCGCGGAGUUCAAGGUUACAAAGGUGAACCUGGUGCACCAGGAAUAGCAGGACUUCCUGGAGCCUCUGGCGAAAAUGGGAAACCUGCUGAGAAAGGUGAAAAAGGUGAUAUUGGUCCAGAAGGAAAACCAGGUGCCCCGGGCCCACCCGGACUGCCUGGAACUGCUAAAACCAAUGGAAGCAGCUUAGUUUCAGGGAUAAAAGGUGAUAAAGGUGACCAAGGUAUUCGUGGGUAUAAAGGAGAAAUUGGACAUAAAGGUGAAAAAGGUGAAAAAGGAAAUCCAGGAGCCACUGGUAUACCUGGUAUUAACGGUGUGCAAGGACCUCAAGGGGAUAAAGGUGAACCCGGAAAAGAUGGAUCUUCAGGAAUACCAGGUCCUACGGGAAUCAAAGGUGAAAAAGGAGAUAGAGGGCCACCAGGAAUCACUGCAUUUGCCGGGGCUGGAGAAUAUGUGACCAUUAAGGGAGAAAAAGGUGCUGAAGGUAAGAGAGGCAGAAGAGGACGGCCAGGUGCCCCUGGUCCGAUGGGACCACCUGGCAAACCAGGGAAUACUGGGGAAUUAGGACUUCCAGGAUGGUCGGGUCGACCAGGAACUCCCGGAAUACCAGGAAACAUAGGACCUAAAGGAGAAAAAGGUGAAGCCGGUGCACCAAGUCCUUACAGCAACACAGCAGGACUGAAAGGAGAUAAGGGAUUAGAUGGAUUACCUGGAAUACCUGGCAAAGAUGGUCAAACAGGGCCACCGGGACCUCCAGGUCCUCCUGGUUUAUCUCUCGUUGGCCAAAAAGGCGAGCCAGGAAUCAGCAGAGGUCAUAUUUAUGGGGAUAAAGAUUAUUAUAGAUCGCAUCAAGAUAGUGGUAUUGGAGAAAUAAAAUAUGUUCAUGAAAGUACGACAAAAAUUGUUCCUGGUGCUGUAUCAUUUCAAAAUACGGAGACGAUGAUAAAGAUGUCAACAAUAAGUCCAGUUGGUACAUUAGCUUAUAUAAUUGACGAGGAAGCAUUAUUGGUUCGAGUUAAUAAUGGAUGGCAAUACAUUGCGCUUGGAUCUCUCCUACCUAUAUCAGCAUCCCCUCAAGCGACCACAAAACCUUCACCAUCACAUCCUCCAUUUGAAGCUUCGAAUCUCAUCAACCAAAUACCUAUAAAAGCGGACAGUAAAGCGCAGUGGUACCCUAAGAAGCUUCGCCUGGCUGCACUCAAUGAACCAACUACUGGUGAUAUGCACGGGUUGAGUGGAGCUGAUUUUGCUUGCUAUCGACAAGCAAGACGGGCUGGAUUGAAAGGAACAUUUCGAGCAUUUUUGAGUUCAAGACUACAAAAUUUGGAUAGCAUAGUAAGAUCGAGUGAUCGAGAUUUACCAAUUGUAAAUAUAAAAGGAGAUGUUCUAUUUAAUUCGUGGAAGGAGAUGUUUAGUGGAAAUGGAGCAUACUUCUCUUCUAAUCCAAGAAUUUACAGUUUUAACGGCAAAAAUAUUCUUACUGACUUCACUUGGCAAAAAAAAGUGAUUUGGCAUGGCUCCCACAAAUUCGGUGAUCGUGCUAUGGAUACCUACUGUGAUGCCUGGAACUCUGAUAGUUCUGAUCGAUAUGGAUUAAGCUCUUCAAUUACAAGAGGUCAACUUUUGGAACAAUCUCGAUAUUCAUGCGAUAAUAAGUUUGCUUUAUUAUGUAUAGAAGUAACUAGUGAAAUAAUGAGAAAGCGACGAAGUUCGAAAAAUAAUAUAAAUAAUGCUCAUAAAGAAUUCUCAGAAGAAGAGUAUUUAAAAUAUCUUGAUCAUGUCAUGAAAAAUUAAUUUUUUUUACUACAGCACACCUCAAUCGCGAAAGCGUUGAGUGUGCUUUACUUUCACUCUCUCGCUCUCGGCCCUUUCAAUGACUUUAAAACCUCUUUACUUUCUUUAUAGUACACCAAGGUUGUUAAUGGUAUAUACCAUUUUAAAGGAAAUUUAUUAAGGAACAUUUUUCAAUGCAAUCCUUAUUUGAUUCAUGGUGUGAUUAUUUUUAAAAAAAUAUUUAGUCCGAAGCCCUCAGUGCGUCAAUUGUGGUGUUCGGACUCAUCAUAACACGAUAACUUUCGAAAAACAAGACUAAUCGACUUUUUAUUUUUUAAAACGUUUUAUUUUUUAUUAUUUGUGUAUUUUUCAUCACAAGAACCCUUUCAAAAAUUACUAUCUGAAUCCUUUUUGUUUUGGUGUAAUUAAUAAAAAAACGUGAAAACUGAUUAUUCGUGAAAAAUUUAGCUGCUAUUGUUACUGUUGUUAUUAUUUUUUUCAUUGUUUCUCACUAUCAACUACUGGUGGCAGCACUAUCGUAUCAAUAUGUUUGAAAAAAAAAGCGAAAUCUAAGAAAAAAAAGCAGGAUAUUUAGAAAAAAAUAUUAAACUGAAUAUAAGAAAUAAAAAAAUCAAAUUGAUAAUUUGUAAGUUGAAUAAAAGUUCAUAAUAAAAAAAAAUACAUUAAUAUUAUAUAAUAAAAGUAAUGAUUAAAAAUAAAUUGAGCGAUUGAGGUGUGCACUUUUGGAUUUUCCAACAUUUAUAUCUUCUAUUAUUUUGGACAUCAUGAUAAGCUACUCUAGCGGAUUCGCCAAGCCGAUUAUACGGGACUUAAUUUAGGUUUCGGUUGAAAUCAAGUUUCGACAGGGCUUAUCGAGUUUUAAAACCUAUCUUGAACUGAAAGUAGAAGUUUCAUUGUGUGGAUAACAAUGUUGAAUAAAACUAUAAUUAAACCAGUUUAUUUUAAUUUCUCAGUUGUAAGUGAUCUGAAUCCAAAGUGAUUGUAAACAAAAGAAUAUUUCUAGCUUUCUCUAGCAAAUGAGUUAGCCCGUUUAAAAUUAUGUUAAUUUGAAUUUUGGUUCAAGUAAGGUUUAAAUAGCGUUUAUUCCAAGUUUUGAUACCUGUUUAUAUUUAGUUUAAUUUUAGUUUGGUUCAAGAAGAGUUUAAAAUUAGUUUAUUUACUGUCUUCAUAAUUGUACAGAAAAAUUUUUUCAGUUUAAAUCAGGUUUAUCUUUGGUUGUUUAAUUUUUGUUUAAUAGUCUUUUA